Choloepus didactylus (southern two-toed sloth) is the source of this 735-nucleotide messenger RNA. RefSeq names its product mitochondrial ribosomal protein L21 (gene MRPL21). Gene Ontology annotation, molecular function: structural constituent of ribosome. The record is from RefSeq and is a predicted model, not a curated record. The transcript has 7 exons. The coding region runs from base 54 to 683 and encodes 209 amino acids. Gene Ontology annotation, cellular component: ribosome; mitochondrial large ribosomal subunit. Lineage: Eukaryota; Metazoa; Chordata; Mammalia; Pilosa; Megalonychidae.
ACGCACGGCGUCCCUCCACUUCCGCUUCCGCUUCCGGCCGCGACUGCGGGAAGAUGGCUGCGGCCGUGGCAGCUUCGGCUCUGACGGUCACCUUCGGGCGUCUGGUGUCCGCGUGCAGCCGCAGCAUCCUGAGACCCUCGCGGCCCGGAGAGGCUUCCCUUUGGUCGGCUUCUCGAAGGUUCCGUUCACAGAGCACUUCAUAUCCCCAAGGAUAUGUUCCUAAAACGUCCCUGAGUUCACCACCUUGGCAAGAAAUUGCACUGCCAGACCCUGUGGAGGAGGCCAAGCACCAUGCAGAGGUCGUGCGGAAGGUCAACGAGCUGAUCGCCAUGGGGCAGUACGGCCGGCUCUUUGCCGUGGUGCACUUCGCCAGCCACCAGUGGAAGGUGACCAGUGAGGACCUGAUCUUAAUUGAAAACGAUUUAGACCUGGCAUGUGGAGAGAGGAUUCGAUUAGAGAAGGUCCUGCUGGUUGGAGCCGACAACUUCACGUUACUUGGAAAGCCUCUCCUUGGAAAGGAUCUCGUUCGAGUAGAAGCCACAGUCAUUGAAAAGACAGAAUCAUGGCCAAAAAUCAAUAUGAAAUUUAAGAAAAGGAAAAACUUCAGGAGAAAAAAAAUUAUCGUGUCGCCACAGACCAUCCUCCGGAUAAACACCAUUGAGCUCACCCCGUGCCUGCUGUGAUUUUUGAGCUGACGUUUACAGGGUAUAGAAAUAAACUUGUCCUCCAGGGAGA